Messenger RNA from Eutrema salsugineum, 2891 nucleotides. Its product is annotated as putative proline-rich receptor-like protein kinase PERK11. The transcript has 10 exons. Lineage: Eukaryota; Viridiplantae; Streptophyta; Magnoliopsida; Brassicales; Brassicaceae. Gene Ontology annotation, molecular function: protein kinase activity; ATP binding. The record is from RefSeq and is a predicted model, not a curated record. Gene Ontology annotation, biological process: protein phosphorylation. The coding region runs from base 264 to 2528 and encodes 754 amino acids.
AUAUAAUAUCCCUUAAAAGUUUUAUCCAAUGGCAGACCGAAAUUCUAAGAUGUCUGCUCCUCCAUUCUUCUCACUCUUCUCCUUCUGAGAAGCUGCAAAACCAAUUUCAAAGCCACGAGAGAAACAGAGAGACAUAGAACAGGAAUUCUCUUCGUGGGUAUAUGAUCGUUACGAUGAUUUUCUGUCUCCUCCAGGAAUCACACUCAGGAAACUAAGACAACCAUUUUGAGAAAACUGGGAAGUGAGAAACAAAAGAGAGCGAUAUGACGGAAAACGGCGUGGCUCCAAGAGGAGGAGGAGGAGGAGGCCGUACUGUUGUGGUAGGCGUGAAGUUCGAUGCGACGAGCAGUGAGCUGCUUGAUUGGGCUUUGGUUAAGGUUGCUGAACCGGGUGAUACCGUAAUCGCUCUUCAUAUUCUCAGCAAUGAUAUCGUCGAUCGAGCAGGCAGCUCUUCGCUUAUCUCCCUUGUCAAAGCUUUUGACUCUGUUCUUGAAGUUUAUGAAGGUUUCUGCAAAUUGAAGCAGGUGGAUUUGAAGCUGAAGUUAAUCCGGGGUUCUUCUACACGAAAGACUCUAGUUAGAGAAGCAAAAUUGUGUUAUGCAUCCAAUGUUGUAGUUGGAAUUUCCAAAAGUUAUCACACAAUUCACUCCUCUGUCUCCGUAGCUAAGUACUUAGCCAGGAAAUUAUCAAAAGAUUGCUGGGUUCUGGCCGUCGACAAUGGGAAAGUCUUGUUUCAGAAAGAUGUUUCCUCUUCGAUUAUUCACCACUCUAAAGGAAAAAGCGAUGCUGGUAGGAAAACUUUGACUAGUUUCUUUCAGAUGCCUGUCACAUUGAGAAAGAAUACCAAAGUAGUUGACCAUUCAGAGGAGGAGGAAGAAGAAGUAGUGGAGGAGGAUCAUUCCAAUGGCCAUAGUCUACGGCAUGCUUUAGUGUAUGCCUGCCUUGGGAAUUGCUCUGUUUCUGGUUUGAAUGGAUCUUCUAAUUGUGAUGCUGAUCAAGAUGAUAAUGCUGAUUUCCACAAGCCAAUGGCCAUUAUGCCUGCAAAAGUUCCAGAAGAUUUGACCUUAUUCAUGACUAUGCUGGUAAAGGAACUGCCUGGAUUUAGACCAGGUUGGCCUUUGCUUUGUCGUGUAGCUUCUUCAGAUGCAUUUGCUACUGUGCAGCGGAGUUCUUCGUUCAGAAAGAUACCAGUUGUCCAGUGGGUGCUGAAGCUGCCCUCUAGGACCAAUUCUGUUGUUGGAAGUUCAGACACUAAGCAGAUUGGUUUUGAUUCUUCUGAAUCUGAGGAUGAUAAUAAGUUGUCUAGUUUGAACGCUAAAAGCCGAGCAAUUGUUCCUGAUGGUAAUGAUUCUAUGAUCGUGAAAUGUUCUCCUGAUAGUAGCCCAAGAAGAUUUUCAGAGGAAUUAGAGGGUCUUCAAGAGAGAUUCUCCACAUCUUGCCGGUCUUUUAAGUACAAGGAACUUGUGUCAGCGACAUCAAAUUUCUGUGCUGAUAAUUUCAUCGGAAAAGGAGGCAGCAGCCGGGUUUUUAGAGGUUAUCUGCCAAAUGGAAGAGAGGUUGCAGUGAAAAUUCUUAAGCAAACCGAAGGCGUCUUAAAGGAUUUUGUGGCAGAGAUUGACAUCAUCACGACCUUAAACCAUAAGAACGUUAUUUCCCUCUUAGGUUAUUGCUUUGAAAACAAUAACUUAUUACUGGUAUACAAUUAUCUCUCAAGAGGAAGCCUUGAAGAGAAUCUUCACGGAAACAAAAAAGACCUGGUUGCAUUUCGUUGGUACGAGAGAUAUAAGGUGGCUGUGGGAAUAGCUGAGGCGUUGGACUAUCUGCAUAACAGUGCUUCACAACCCGUCAUUCACAGAGAUGUUAAGUCAUCAAACAUAUUAUUGUCUGAUGAUUUUGAGCCACAGCUGUCUGAUUUUGGGCUUGCGAAGUGGUCGUCGCUGUCUACAACUCAGAUAAUCUGCUCCGAUGUCGCAGGCACCUUUGGCUACUUAGCUCCAGAGUACUUUAUGUAUGGCAAGAUGGACAAUAAGAUAGAUGUCUAUGCAUACGGUGUUGUACUCCUCGAGCUUCUUUCUGGAAGAAAACCGAUAAGUAGCGAAUCUCCAAAGGCUCAAGAGAGUCUUGUUAUGUGGGCGAAACCAAUUCUGGAUGAUAGAGAUUAUUCUCGGUUAUUGGACCCGAGUUUGCGAGAUGACAACAAUGGUGACCAGAUGGAGAGGAUGGCGUUAGCGGCCACUCUUUGUAUAAGGCAUAACCCUCAAUCUAGGCCAAAAAUGGGAAUGGUCUUAAAUCUUCUUAAAGGUGACGCGGAGUUGCUAAAGUGGGCAAAGCAACAAAUUAGUAACUGUUUAGAGGAUUCAAAGCUACUCAAUGAUGAGAAAUUGCAGAGGUUAAGUUUACAGUCACAUCUUAACUUAGCAUUCCUGGACAUGGAGGAUGACUCCCUGUCCAUGGGAAGCACCGAGCAAGGCAUCUCCGUAGAGGAUUAUCUUAAAGGCAGGGAAAGCCGGUCAUCCAGCUUUAAUUGAGCUUGUUCUCUUUACUACAACAAAUCACAAUUGCAAAACUUUCCAAGCUGAGAUGGUGAAGAGUCUCUUGUGUGUGAGUGUUAGUGUAUAUAUGAAAAGGGACUUCUUUUCAUUUGGAUGGGUGGUGGAUGAGAGGUGCAUUUGUGGGUUUUACUGGCCCUCCUCCCUCCCUUGGUGUAGGGUUAUAAGUUCAACUUUUACUUGUUUGGGUUUGUUUUGCAGUUUUUGCCUUUAUUGGGGCAAAAUAGACAUGCAAUUUGUGUUGUUUGAUCCUAAUGGAUUAAAGUGAAUUUUCUUGCCUUGUAAUGCUCGAACGUGUCUCUCUUGUCAUUAUCAAUAGAUAACAUUAUCUUGUUAGAAGAA